AUGGCAUCAGUGUCGCCCAGCUCUCGCCUCAACAAGGCCGUGCGCCAGCAGUAUAUGAGCCUGCCGCAGGGAGACAAGUGCCAGGUCACCUACAUCUGGAUCGACGGCACCGGAGAGGGGCUUCGCAACAAGACCCGAACCCUGGACAAAGAACCUGAAAGCAUAGAAGAAAUUCCUGAAUGGAACUUCGAUGGCUCGAGCACGUACCAGGCCGAAGGCUCCAACAGUGACAUGUACCUUAUCCCGGUCUGCAUGUUCAGGGAUCCUUUCACCCUGGACCCCAACAAACUGGUCCUCUGUGAGGUCCUCAAGUACAACCGUUGUCCUGAUUUUUGUCUUUGUCGUCCAGAGAGUAACCAUCGAGCUAGCUGCAACAAGGUGAUGGAGAAAAUUAAAGAGCACUGCAUGUGGUUUGGUAUGGAGCAGGAGUACUCACUCUUCGGGACAGAUGGACAUCCUUUUAGUUGGCCCAUAAAUGGAUACCCAUCACCCCAGGGCCCUUACUACUGUGGCGUGGGGGCAAACAAUGCUUAUGGACGGGACAUCGUGGAGUGUCACUACAAGGCCUGCCUCUACGCAGGGCUCAAAAUCUGUGGCACCAAUGCUGAAGUUAUGCCAUCUCAGUGGGAGUUCCAGGUGGGUCCCUGUGAGGGUAUUGAGAUGGGCGACCAUCUGUGGGUCGCACGCUUCCUGCUGCACCGUGUGUGUGAAGAUUUUGGGGUUGUUGCAACUUUGGACCCCAAACCAAUUACGGGCAACUGGAACGGUGCCGGUUGUCACACGAACGUCAGCACCAAGCAGAUGAGGGAAGAAGACGGACUGCAAUACAUCGAGCAGGCCAUCGAGAAACUGAGCAAAAAACACAUCGAGCACAUCCGUGUGUAUGACCCCCGUGGAGGCCAGGACAACACCAGACGUCUCACAGGUCUCCACGAAACCUCCAGCAUCACAGACUUCUCUGCUGGAGUGGCCAACCGAGGCGCCAGCAUCCGUAUCCCCCGCCAGGUGGGCCAAGAGAAGAGAGGGUACUUCGAGGACCGCCGCCCUGCAGCAAACUGUGACCCAUACCUCGUGACAAAGGUCAUCGCGUGCACCUGCCUGCUGGAUCCAGAAGAGGAUGAGGAGUGCAAGUAGGAGAAAGGUGCAGCCUGUUGUACUGGCUAUGUAGCAAUGUUUAAUAAAUAUAUAUUCCUCUGUGAGUUCACCUGAGGUGGACACAAGAUGAAGAAAUUAAGGCAUGCAGACUUAAUGGUUAUUGUGAUGGUAUGUUUAUUGAUC
Seriola dumerili (greater amberjack) is the source of this 1278-nucleotide messenger RNA. RefSeq names its product glutamine synthetase-like. Gene Ontology annotation, molecular function: glutamine synthetase activity. Gene Ontology annotation, cellular component: cytoplasm. The coding region runs from base 1 to 1134 and encodes 377 amino acids. The transcript has 6 exons. NCBI's taxonomy places the organism in Eukaryota, Metazoa, Chordata, Actinopteri, Carangiformes, Carangidae. The record is from RefSeq and is a predicted model, not a curated record.